UAUAUUGUUAAUUUUCCAAUGACUAAAAAACCAGAUAUGGCGGAGAGCAUUAUGGUAAUAUGCCAUUUCGAUACGUUCAAACGAUAUAGUCAACUUAUGACCGCCAAUUUAAAGAGGAUAGUUAGUCUUGGACUCUUCAGUUCAUUGUUUCAUACGCGAACACAAGCAGCACAACGUGAACAGAAGAAUAUGAAACCCCGAUACCAAAUCACCAUUUGCACUCUCGUACUCCUCUGCACCGAUCUCGUUUCUCCAAGCGUAUCUGAAUCUUCACCGGAGAAUUGUAAAGCAUGGCUUGUCCAGUCAAUUCCCACCGACAUGCCAGAACUCCCUCGCAUCCCAGGCGUUCUCUCCACCGGGGAUGUGUUACGUUGGCUGGCCCAGAACUCUACCACGAAGUUGGAUGUAAUGGCGCAGUACUGGCAGCUUGUAGCCAGUCCCGAAGAUCCUCGUUCGGGGGACUAUGGAUACUCCGGAGCCGACAUGCAUAAAUUAGGGGCUGAUGAAGGUGUCAAGGUCUAUGAGGCCCUCAAUAACGCUGCCAAUCGCAAUGUUAGUAUCAUGCUGCUGUCUCACAACGGAGUGUAUCCAGAUUAUACAGCAGAACCUUCUAGCCUUGCUUCUGGGAGGCCAAAUGUGAAAAAUGUGACUCUACUUCUUGAAAAUUGGUGGGGUUCUGGCAUAGUCCACACAAAAGUUUGGAUAUCAGAUCGUCAAGAUGUGUAUAUAGGAUCUGCAAACAAUGACUGGAAAUCUCUCACACAGGUGAAGGAAGUUGGAGUUUAUCUAGUUAAUUGUUCAAAAGUAGCAAAAAGUGUGGAGACUUACUUUGACAAUCUUUGGAAACUUUCAUCACUUAACUCAAGCGAGAACACAGCAACAGUGUCUGAUCAUCAAUGGCAGAUCAAUAGGACGGUUCCUUGCUGGUCACAUUUCAUUGACAGUAAAUCAAGAUGCAGAUCUCCUCUGCCUCGAUAUUUGGAGAUUCCGCAUGUAACAGGCUAUCCUGCACUAUUAGACCCACAUAUGUUUAAUUUGGCUAUAGAGACUCCGGGAAACAAUUGCUCGACUUUCCAGCCUCAUUUAAGCUACCUCUCUUUUGCUCCUCCUGAGCUCUUAUUUGCCAGGUUCCUGGCAGAUGAACAGGCUUGGGUGGAUACAAUAAAAUCUGUAGGAAGUGGAGCAACUGUAAGGAUUAAUACUAUGGACUGGCUUGGUCAAUCCCAGUUUACAAAGCAGACUGUAUAUUGGGCUUCCCUUUCCUCUGCUAUUUCUGAGGUUGUCUUCUCCAAGCAUGCAACAGUCAAGGUACUUGUGGCAUAUUGGGCACACUUUAUCAACAGCACAGAUCAGUAUCUGAGGUCUCUUUUGUACUCCAACGUACUCUGCAACUCAUCAACCUACAACAAGUGUGCUGGUAAAGUUGAGAUCAAGUAUUAUAUAGUUCCAGGCUAUAACCUGACCGGUCCUGCCAUUCGGAAUGGAACCAGCACUGGAAAUAUUUAUCCAGGCUAUACCAGAGUCAACCACGGAAAAUAUGCAGUUAGCGAUGUUCGAGCACACAUUGGAACCAGCAAUCUGAUAUGGGAUUACUUCUAUACAACUGCUGGUGUUAGCUUUGGAACAUACAAUCCUGCCAUUGUCUCACAACUCCAAGCAAUUUUCGAUGCUGACUGGAAUUCACCAUAUGCUGUUCCAGUUGAAGAGUUUAGUGGUCAUGCUUAUUCAAGCUGAUAGAAUAGAAUCUCUCAAGAAAGCAUAUGCACAUAUUUAUUGACCAGACCACGUUUGCUUGAUCAAGUGAAUAAGUUUGUCACUAAAGAACCCAACAUUGUCCUGAUGGGCCUUUUAUGGGCUUAAAUUAAUGUACCAUUUCGUUUCUCAUUCA
Molecule: messenger RNA, 1888 nt
Organism: Tripterygium wilfordii
Lineage: Eukaryota; Viridiplantae; Streptophyta; Magnoliopsida; Celastrales; Celastraceae
Product: phospholipase D Y-like
Exons: 7
Coding region: 19-1734 (571 amino acids)
Molecular function (GO): catalytic activity
Source: RefSeq, a predicted model, not a curated record